Messenger RNA from Ostrea edulis (European flat oyster), 3482 nucleotides. RefSeq names its product TBC1 domain family member 20-like. The record is from RefSeq and is a predicted model, not a curated record. Bases 119 to 1306 code for a protein of 395 amino acids. The transcript has 8 exons. Gene Ontology annotation, cellular component: endoplasmic reticulum membrane. Gene Ontology annotation, molecular function: GTPase activator activity. NCBI's taxonomy places the organism in Eukaryota, Metazoa, Mollusca, Bivalvia, Ostreida, Ostreidae. Gene Ontology annotation, biological process: positive regulation of GTPase activity; endoplasmic reticulum to Golgi vesicle-mediated transport.
ACAAUCUUGUGAUUUUUCAAUGAUAUAGGAGGUCAAAAGAGAGCUGUCUGCUUAGAUCGUGUCUGGGUCGUGUAUGGUAUUCUUAAAUGACGUGUAAGAAUAAUGUUUACAAGCAGAUAUGGUAAUUGAAAGAAGAGUGAGUCGCUCAAAAAGAGAAAAAACAGCAAGGAGAACAAACUCGAUCGGAGAAACAAAUAUUGAGUGUAUUCAAAGUGUAAAUGAUGGCGAAGAUUUCCCUGAAAAGGAGCAAGAGAUCGUAGAAAUUUUGUCUAGAAGCAAUGUUGAUGUUGAAAGAUUGAGAAAUUUGGCUAUCAGUCCAGGGGGACUACUAAAUGAUGACAUUCGGAAGGAGGUGUGGCCUCGACUGCUUAAUGUCAGUGUCACAGACAUUCCAAAGAAACCUUCUGUGGAAGUUUUACAUGGACACAGAGACUAUACUCAGGUUGUUAUGGAUGUUAAUAGAUCAUUGAAGAGGUUUCCUCCAGGCAUGGAGGAGGAGGUGAGGAUGUCAUACCAGGAUCAGCUGGUAGACUUGAUUAUGCGGGUGUUGGUGGAACAUGAUGAACUUCACUACUAUCAGGGCUAUCAUGAUAUCUGUGUCACGUUUUUGCUGGUUCUAGGAGAAGAUCUUGCUUUUGCCACUCUCAAUGUAUUGUCAUUACAGCAUCUCAGGGAUUUUAUGGAUUCCAACAUGGACAGAACGAAACACAUACUGAAUUACCUAUAUCCAAUCGUCGGGAGGGCGAAUACCACACUGAGACAAUUUAUGGAUGAAUCUGAAGUAGGAACUGUUUUCAGUUUGAGCUGGUUGAUCACUUGGUUUGGUCAUGUUCUCGGUGACCUAGAUUCCAUCGUGAGACUGUAUGAUUUUUUCAUUGCUUGUGAUCCGCUGAUGCCAAUUUACAUGGCAGCCUCUAUUGUGCUCUAUCGUGAAAAGGAAAUUCUUUCAAGCGAGUGUGAAAUGUGCACAUUGCAUGGAAUGUUGUCAAAAAUACCUGACAAUCUGCCAUAUGAACAAUUAAUUGUAAAGGCAAAAGAUCUGUUUUCAAAGUUCCCUCCCAAGAUAAUUGCUGAAGAGGCAGCUGAGAUUCAUGAACAGAAGAAACGUGCUCUGUCUCAGUAUAAAAGGCCACCAUUGGGGAAGAAGAGGGAGAUUCACCAGAGAGAGGGAGUGGUGAAAAACUUGCUGUACAAUGAUGGAAACCGAUUGUUUGUAAAGGUGACCCUGUGGACUCUUGUUGGAGUAAUCACAGCUGCUGGCCUGUCCUGGCUCAAUAGCUACUAUGUUCAUGAUUAUCACUCAUGAAAGUGAUGAUGUUGUACAUUGUGUUAUUAUUAUAUAUGUAUGUAUGACACGUGCAAGUUUUUCAUCAUUUCAAGUCAUUGAAAAUGUUGUUGUUAUUCUUUGUAUUAGAAAAUCAUCAGAAAAAAUCUGUCAAGAGUUCCCAAAAAGGGCUGAUCCACCAAGCAUUCCUGGUAGAUGUUAAGCAAGUCUGGUUAAAAUUUAAAUUCUGUUGAUCUUGUGACAUUGACCUUUGACUUAGUUUUUGGACAUUUUCUAAAAACUUAUAUCCUUUCCACCAUAGGAGGUACACCUUCAUAUUUGGUAUGUGUAUUCAGGUUUGUUAACCUUGUAACUUUGACCAUUGACAUAGUUUUUGGAAAUUUUAAAAAAAAAAUACAAUGUCUUACAGUUCCACUUUUUUGUAAUCCGGGGCAUCAGUGUUUCAUAAACAUACCUUUUUCUUAAAUGUGUGAGAUGGUUUGUAUUAUGUUCAAUAAAGUUCCCAAAUGUCUGGUAAAUUUUGAGUAUUUAACAGACAAUUGUUCUGCAGAUUUCUUUACCAGUUUCGGGAACUCUGAAUCUGUACAUAUACAGGUAUAGCUAUUUAUUCAAUGAAACUUUGAUGGUGAGGUAAGCAGGUCUUCCUUUGAAGGAGAUUAAAGCAUGUUGAUAAUACUUUUUCAUAUGUGUAGCUGAUAGCAUAUACAUGAUACUUGUGAUCAGUUCCUUAGUCGUUUUCCAUUUUGUACAUGUAUUUACAUUGGAGUGGAAAAAUUGUUAUUCUUCUGUGUGUUUAUCAUGCUUGUAGAAUUCAUGCAAUAUUUGUUUCUCUAUCAUUGUAUUGUAUGCCUAUACAUGAUAUGACAAUGAAAGUCUUAUAGAUUCAUAGAUUUGUUAAGAUUUUAACAAUACAUUAAUACAUGUGUAUCUAUGCAUUGCGUUGAGAUGGCUGCUACUACACAUUCAGCAUCACUGUUAAUCAAAAUUACAGGAUAUGCUCAUUUUGGUUAAAAAUUCAGACUGUAAACAUUAUUAUUAUCAUUAUGUGAACUGUUAAUACAGAAAUCUUGAAAUGCAACAAAUUGUUUUCGUAGAUCAUAAGUAAAUUGCAAAAUAAAUUCCUAUGCAGCACUAAUAUUUUCCUCAGCAAAAAUGGCUAAUAAAACUGCUGUUAAAGAUGAUCUUUAUAAAGUUUACAUGUUAUAUUUCUGAUCAAUCCACUGGUCAUUCUUUUAUCUGUAUAAGUAUAUACCACAUAACAGGUAUUUUCUGCUGUUGUCCAUUUUUUGCGGAUAGGAAAAAUUCACAAAAAUUAUAUAAUCGCAAAUGCAUAUACAUGGAUAUUGGUACAUAUAGGUGUAAUGCAACUGCAGAUAUUGGAAGUGCAGGAUAUAAUUUGCUACCAUUUAUAGAUAAAAUCGCAAAAAUUCCAACCGCAGAAAAUACCCAUUAUACAGUAUUUACAUUUCCAAUGUUUUUGCCUUUGAUAGCUUUCCAAAUUUAAUGAUAGCCAUUUUCUGAUGAAUGCACUGCAGUCCUAUGAAUCUUUUGUUAAAUAUAGCGCAUGUCUACUCUUAAAAACUGAGAAUUCUGACAGAAAAACUUCAUUUUAGAUAAGUAUGCCAGCGUGAAGUGUCACAGUUCAUACCCUCAUGUAUUUUCAAAAAUAGAAUUUAUUUCUUAAAUGUAAUGUUGCUCUAGUCGCUUUACAUGUAAUACUAAUACAUUUAAUUGUACAUAUACUAAGAUUUCAGGGCAGCAACCGAGUCAAUAUUUCAGGAUCACAUUACUUUUCCUUUUUCACACAUACAAUGUAUACCAUAUCUAGUGUAAUGUUUCUUGUGUCAAUUUUGCUAAAUGUUUAAUGAUAUUAAAAGAGAAAGGUCUAGAUCCAUGCAUCUGAAAAUACAGGGGUUUUUUUUUGGUUCAACCUUUGAUUACAUUCAAGGAAGCAUGGGUCUAAAUUUAGAUCAGCAGAUCUAAAAUUAUGACAAUUUUCAUGAAAUUUUAAGUAUGAAAGUGAACCUCCAAUGUUUCAUUUUAUUUUAUAAUGAUGAUUUAAAGACUUGUGUUUAUUUGUACACUUUUUGUAGGUAAUAUGUGGGCUUUUUGUACAUCGAUGUUGUUGUUAUCAGUGAUGUAUGGUGCAAAUUAAAACUUGUUGAUGUUGAAUAUUAAAUUUUCAGAUAUUUGCUGA